AUGAGCUUACACAGCAAUGUGGCAGCUGAAGCAACCAGCACCAGCAGCAGCAGCAGCAGCAGAAGCAGCAGCCGAGUCGACUCGAAUAAACUAACCAUGCUGCCAGCCACAGUGUUGGUUGUUUUCGCCGUUUCGCUCGUGGCCCCGAUUAGUUCCGCGGGGUCUGGCAGCAGCGGGAGCGGUGGAAACGGUGCCGGAGCAACCGGAAGCGCCGGUGGCGGCAGCAACAUGGACGAGAACGAAACGCUAAAGAAGUCCACCAGCUCGCGGAUUGUGCACACCAAGUACGGUGCCGUUUCCGGCACGAUCGAGCACCUGGACGGGCGCCACCUGGAUCCGGUGGAGGCGUUCCGGGGCAUACCGUACGCCUCACCACCCGUUGGCAAUCUACGGUUCAUGCCACCCGUUACCGGGGCACUCUGGUCGGGCGUGAAAAAAGCGGACAGGUUUAGCCCCGUUUGUCCGCAGCGACUUCCCGACAUCUACAACGAAACGGCGGCUCUGGAGCGGAUGCCACGUGGGAGGCUGGAAUACCUGCGACGCCUGCUGCCAUACCUGCGCAAUCAAUCAGAGGACUGCCUGUAUCUGAACAUCUACGUACCGACGCAAGCUGGAUCAAGAGAAAGCUCCAGCUCGUCGAAAUACGCCGUCGUGGUGUUUGUCCACGGUGAAUCGUACGCGUGGAACAGCGGAAAUCCAUAUGAUGGAUCCGUACUAGCCAGUUAUGGACAAAUUUUAGUAGUUACAAUCAAUUAUCGUUUAGGAAUACUAGGAUUUUUAAAUGCCAACGUCGACCGGUUCUCUAAAGCGCCGGCCAACUACGGUCUAAUGGAUAUCAUUGCGGCCCUUCACUGGAUACAGGAAAAUAUCGAGGCCUUCGGUGGAGACCCGAGAAGUGUAACCCUGGCAGGACACGGGACUGGUGCCGCAUGUGUUCAUUUCCUGAUUGCGUCCGCUGCCGUACCGGAAGGGCUGCUGUUUCAUCGGGCAAUCAUGAUGUCCGGUUCGGGACUCGCACCGUGGUCGCUUGUCGGCGAACCGGCCAAGUUCGCCGCCUACGUAUCGCACCACGUGAACUGCUCACCCGAGCUACCUCACCAGCUGCUUCUCAAGUGCUUGCGGGACAAACCACUCGAGGACAUUCUGUCCACUAGCGUGCGAGCGCCGGACUUUGGCAACGCGUUCGGACCCAGCGUUGACGGUGUUGUCAUAGAUACCGGCGAGAUCCUGCAGAUGGACGGAACGCACUACAGCGACUACAAUGGCAUUCCAUCGGCCACGAAACCAUCCGCUCAUAUCCACAACACGCUGAACACCAUCAACGCGAUACUGUUGCGCAAGCUAGCCAUUAACAAAUUGUCCAAGUACGAUCUGCUGGUUGGGGUGACGCGCGCUGAAGCCUACUUUGCGUUCAACUCUGAAGACGUGCAGUACGGCAUCGAAGCCGACCGAAGGGCGAAGAUCCUGAAGAACUACGUCCGGAGCACGUACAGCUUCCAUCUGAACGAAAUCCUGGCCACGAUCGUGAACGAGUACACCGACUGGGAGCGUCCGGUUCAGCAUCCCAUCAACAUCCGGGACGAAACGCUGGAGGCGUUGAGUGACGCACGGAUCGUGGCCCCUGCCGUCCAAACGGCCGACCUACAUUCUGCCGAUCAUCGCAACUCGUUCCUGUACGUGUUCGAUUAUCAAACGAAAUUUGGCGAUUUCCCACAGCGACAAGGGUGUAUCCAUGGCGAGGACCUGCCGUAUCUGUUCGGGGCACCACUGGUCGGAGGAUUCAAUCAUUUCACGCGGAACUACACCAAGUCCGAGAUCGCCCUCUCGGAAGCGGUUAUGAUCUACUGGUCAAACUUCAUCCGCACGGGUAAUCCGAAUGAGCAGCUGGAAAAUGAUCACGUACGCGACCGGACACGCUUCAAGAACAUCGAAUGGACGCCGUACGAGAGUGUGCACAAAAAAUAUCUCAAUCUCGACACGAAACCGAAGCUGAAAAACCACUACCGAGCGCACCGGCUGUCCUUCUGGUUGAACCUGGUGCCGGAUCUACACAAACCGGGCAGUGAUGACGUCCCGGGGGCACAUCACGAGCUCGAACCCGACGACGAGGACCAACCCGGGGCCCUUAUGCCCACGGUGAAGCCUCUCAAUCCACCUCAGCGUGAUCCGGCUUCACUUGGCACGAACUAUACGCUGCUCACCACGCAGGUCUUCUCGCUGCUCAACUUUUCCUCGUACGGCAUCCUGCCCAACGGGACACGGCUUCAUCCUGGCACCCGAGCCGGUCUACCCGUGGCAGCUGAGUCUUCCGAAGGCUCCGACGAUGAUGGCACGGGCUCAGCAGGUCCUGGCACAGGAGCCGGUUCGUCCUCGCAGGAAGAUGGCUUCGCUGCGUACAGCACCGCUUUAAGCGUCACGAUCGCGAUCGGCUGCAGUCUGCUCAUCCUGAACGUGCUGAUCUUCGCCGGAGUUUACUACCAGCGAGACAAAACGCGCCUAAACGAACCACGAUCAGGCGCCGGCCUAGGACCAGGUGGACAUGGUACGCUUCAGACGAAAAAGCGCACCGAAAACGGUCAAAUGCCGAACAACAUUUGCGGUGAGUUGGAGGGUUUAACCAUUCACGCUAAAAGCGACCCAUCCACCAUCCUGGGACACCAUCAUCCGGCCCUGCAGCAUCACCAAAUGCCCCCACCGGAGUUCGCGGAUCUGCCACAGAGGGCGCCACCACCACCAAAGCACCUGAAAUCGGUACCGGGCGAUGCCGGUGGGAUGCUACCGGCGCACGCGCUGCAACUGAUCGGUGGCAACUGCGGCACACUCACGAAGAAAAGCUGCGUCAAAUCGAACCUAGCGAUGGCGGUCGGACCGGUGGGCCAUCCUUCGCAGAACGUCACGAUGGACGAGCUGCGCGUGUGA
This is a messenger RNA of Anopheles nili, 2919 nucleotides long. RefSeq names its product neuroligin-4, Y-linked (gene Nlg3). Gene Ontology annotation, biological process: neuron cell-cell adhesion; presynaptic membrane assembly; modulation of chemical synaptic transmission. Gene Ontology annotation, cellular component: synapse; postsynaptic membrane; cell surface. NCBI's taxonomy places the organism in Eukaryota, Metazoa, Arthropoda, Insecta, Diptera, Culicidae. The record is from RefSeq and is a predicted model, not a curated record. The transcript is spliced from 11 exons. Gene Ontology annotation, molecular function: neurexin family protein binding; signaling receptor activity. The coding region runs from base 1 to 2919 and encodes 972 amino acids.